Molecule: messenger RNA, 3797 nt
Organism: Rattus norvegicus (Norway rat)
Lineage: Eukaryota; Metazoa; Chordata; Mammalia; Rodentia; Muridae
Source: RefSeq, a predicted model, not a curated record
AAGUUUCCUUUUCUUUCUUUUUAAAAACAAGACAGGGUCUUUCCCUGUUGGCCCAGACUGGCCUUGAACCCAAGUAUCAGGAAGCAGGAAUGCCCCCUCUCCUGGCCCCCACUCUCAGUUGUUCUUGAUACAAAAUUCAUACUUACAGAAAAGUUUUCAGAGAACUUAUGAUGGCAAAUAAAAAGGAAGAUCCUAAUGUAGAUUUCAUUGGUUUUUUCUUAUUUUUUUUUAUUUGGUUCGAUGGGAAUAGGGUAUUUGGAUUUGCUUUGAAUGGGUCUAAUGUUGAGGUUACUAAGACAAACUUAAGAGCCUGCCUGCAGUGUAAUUUAAGUCUCCAGAUUGUCGCAUCUGGUCUUAUUUUUUAUAAAUUGUCCCCACUUCUGACUGGCCAGUGGUUUGAUAAAAUGUCCAAUGAUGUAAAUGGUGGAUGAAAGGGCAUAUGUGGGUCUUUCAUUCUAAGUGUUCCCAUGUGUAUAAAUGCUCCUCACCAUACUGUGAGGUAAGUAUUAAUAACCUCCUCUUACAAAUGAUAAACAGGUGCAAAGAAGUAAAUAAUGUCUUAGAUUAAAAUUAGGAUCAGCCAAAAUCAAACCACAAACACUUGACAGUUUGAACCCAGAGCUAGUAAUCCUUAACAUUGCCUGUGCUGUGUGAACCAUACAGUCUUGGCAAGGUUUCUCUGUUUACAGUGUUCCUUCAGGGUCGUUCGAUUACAUACCACUUCGACAUGUUUUUCAAGUUCAAAAAACUCACAAAAGGCAUAUAAAACAUGCCGUUUUCUCCCUUGACGUUGACAAUCAAAUUCAUUCUGAUCUCUGUAGCAUAUGACUGCCCUGUGCUGCUGAAAUAACUUUUCUGAAGGCUUCAGCUUCUGGCUGUACAGUCCUCCCUCCAAAUCCAGGAAAUACGUUCUCCUUGCUUCUGCCAGGUGGUCCAAUUCCAGUGUUUCUGGCCCUACUGUCACUUUAGCAUAUGUAGCUGGCACACAACACAAUAAACCCACGCUGCAGGUGGAGGGCACGCAUGUUAUUGAUGUCCUGAAUUUGCUAUUCUAUAUUCCUAAACUUUGUUUAGGAACGAGUUGAUUUUGUAGAAUUGGCACAAUGCAAGGAACAUAAAUAAUUAAAGAAACAUGCCUUGAGUAUUCCUCCAUCUUUACAAUAAAAAAGGUCAGCACAUUAGGAGGGAAUCAGGUUGGUUAGACGGUUGACAGGGUAUUUGGGGAAUGAAAAUGAAAGCUUAAAGGACUAGUCUCCAUGGCCACAAACCAAGAUGGUUCCUUUAAGCGAGGGUGGAGUUGUGGCUUCCUGGAGCGGAAACCAAUGCUAACCUCUUGCUUCUGAAGUGUACGCCGCCGCCCCAGUGAUGCUAAACGCUGGACGUUUGCUGGGUUGGGCUACGCCUGCGCUGUACAGGAGCAUCCCAGGGUGCUAUGCGCCCUUACCACAGGCCCCGCCUUCAGGAGUAAGACAUGGUGCUGUCGGAGCUAGCAGCGCGCCUCAAUUGCGCCGAAUACAAAAACUGGGUGAAGGCAGGACAGUGCCUUCUGUUGCUACGCAGCUGUCUGCAGGGUUUUGUAAACCGCGAAGUGCUCUCCUUUCAUCGUGGACUGCUGAUCGCAGUCCCUGGCCUUGGUCCCCAGGCCACCUGCCGCGGCGGUUCACGGUGCAGCCCGCGCGCUCGCCAGUUUCAGCCUCAUUGUCAGGUAUGCACAGAUUGGAAACGCGAGAUCUUGCGGCAUCACAUCAACAGAAAUGGAGACGUGCACUGGGGAAAUUGCAGGCCUGGCCUCUGGCCAGUGGACCCUUGGGAGGUAGCCAAGGCCUUCAUGCCCCGAGGACUGGCAGACAAACGAGGGCCUGAGGAAUGUGAUGCGGUUGCUCUUUUAAGUCUCAUCAAUUCCUGUGAUCACUUUGUGGUUGACCGGAAGAAGGUCACAGAGGUAAUUAAAUGUCGAAACGAGAUAAUGCACUCUUCAGAGAUGAAAGUUUCAUCUACUUGGCUUCGAGAUUUUCAGAUAAAGAUCCAAAAUUUUCUCUACGAAUUCAAGAAUAUUCCAGAGAUUGUUGCAGUAUAUUCCAGAAUAGAACAGCUGUUGACAUCUGACUGGGCUGUUCACAUCCCUGAGGAAGAUGAACGAGAUGGGUGUGAAUUUGAAACAGAAAGUUACUUGAGUGUGAGCCAAAUCCAUGAAAUCGAAAUAGAACUGCUGAAGGAAAAACUGCAAGAGAUGUAUCUUCAAGCAGCAGCAGAAGAGGUGUUGUCAGAAGAGAUCUCAAAUCAACUGGAUGUAGUGAAAGGGUUUCUGCAAAGCAACACAGAUCUUAGAAAUGCCCUUACAGAAGACUUGCAGAAACUAGACAGCCUCCAUCUACAGCAUCAAAAACAAAUUUCAAAGGAUGCAGGGAGUCAGACACCUGAAAGGAAGACUUGAGCCUUGUACUGUUGGAUGCAGUGUUCUAUGGGAGUCAGAUUCACUUCCACCUCUCCGUCCAUCUGCUCAUUCCCAAGGUCUGUGACAUCAGACUGCCUCAUGUCACCUCUGGACAGAAUGUUGCUGUGUUCCCAGAACUACCCAGAAGAAACGCUUCAUGCCAAGGCUCAGGAAAGAUGAAUUCACUGUCUCAGCUGACUAGCUGACUGCCCAGCAGGGACCGUCCAGAGAGUGGGUAGCAGUAGAGACUAGAUUGGCAUGUAUUCUGACUUUCUAAUCCACAUGGAUGCAAAUGUGCUUACAGCUUGCUGUGUAGUUUUCAGUCUUCCGUUUUCUUUUUUUUUUUUAAGAUUUAUUUAUUUUAUUCUAUAUGUACACUGUAGCUGUCUUCAGACACACCAGCAGAGGCCAUCAGAUCUCUUUACAGAUGGUCGUGAGCCACCAUGUGGUUGCUGGGAAUUGAACUCAGGACCUCUGGAAGAGCAGUCAGUGCUCUUAACCGCUGAGCCAUCUCUCCAGCCCCAGUCUUCCGUUUUCUUCCUCCCUUCAUUUGUGAAGGUCCUCGAGAAGACGUCAAGAGUAAAGCAAGAUUUUGCAUUUUUUUUUGCAAGUUUGUCAAAGAAAAUCAAUUCCCUUCCCUACAAAGACCUGUUUUCUAACUGUAGGAAGUUUAAGAUCUAGACCUUUCCUUUUACACCUGUGUCUAGUUAGUUUGUCCUUAUCAAUUCAGCACAUACCAAGUCUCAGCCCUGUGCCAGACACUGAUUAGAUACCAGUGUAAGGAGUAGAUGUGGUGUAUACAGAGGUCUCAGCCUGUCAGCAUCUCUGCCGCGGAACUGUGCAUCUAGGUGAGGGCAUGUCCGGAUGGAUGAUUACCACAGCAUUGACACCCAGCCACCAGUAGAGGACCUACUAAGUAAGGGCAAACCAUCUGUACUCUGCCCCAUAAUUAUGAUCCCAUACUGAAAUGCAGUCAUGUGAACUACCUAUAAAGCAUCUAAAGUAAAGAAAUGGUUUGAGAGGGUGGAAUGAAGCUCAGUGGUGGGGUACUUGCUUGCCCAGCGUGUACAGUGCCACUGCCAAAGCAAGUAAAUAGAAAAGCAAAGUGUUUAAUAAUACCUAGCACGCUGUAGUGGUGUUUGUGGUCUAUAAUAACCGAGGUCUGCAAAGGUAUGGUUUGUUUUCCAAGUCAUUCUUCUGUGUUAUAUCUCUGAGAAGAAUUGUGGCUAUGGGGAGUAGUCAGAAGGAAUUUAGCUUUUCUGUUUUGUAUAGUCUCUUUUAAAAUAAGCAUGCAUCCAUGUAUAUUGAAAAUGUAUUACUGUUUUUAAUUUCAAAACAAAAUACAUGAGCAAUAUAUACCAAA